AUGAGUGAUAAUAAUAUGCAUCAUACUAAUGGUGAAAAUGGAGAAAAUGUUUAUGAAUUUAUUGCAGAUGACGUGACUUCAAAUAAAAGUAAUACAGUUAGAAGAAUGCUAAUUAAAGAAUAUAGAAAAAUUGGUAGGGGUGCGUUCGGUACAGUAGUACAAGCAAAGAUAACACCAAAUAAAGAAGAUUGGUAUGGACCAUUUGCAAUUAAAAAAGUACCAGCUCAAACAGAAUAUAAAUCAAGAGAAUUAGAAAUUCUUAGAGCAACAGAUCAUCCAAAUAUCGUCAAAUUAGAAUAUUUUUUCACUCAUUUAUCACCAACAGAUCAUAAAAUUUAUCAGCAUUUAGCAAUGGAAUGUUUACCAGAAACUUUACAAUUAGAAAUUACUAGAUACUCAAGAAAUAAAUUAGAAUUAGCAUUAAAACAUGUUCAAUUAUAUACUUAUCAAAUUGCACGUGGGAUGUUAUAUUUACAUGCAUUUGGUGUAUGUCAUCGUGAUAUUAAACCAUCAAAUAUUUUAGUUGAUCCAACAACUGGUAUAUUAAAAAUUUGUGAUUUUGGUUCAGCUAAAAAAUUAGAACAUAAUGAACCAUCAAUUAGUUAUAUAUGUUCAAGAUUUUACAGAGCUCCAGAAUUAAUCUUAGGCUCAACACAAUAUACAACUCAAGUCGAUAUUUGGGGUUUAGGUUGUGUUAUUGGUGAAAUGUUAAUAGGUAAAGCCGUAUUUCAAGGUCAAGAACCUUUAUUACAAUUAAGAGAAAUUGCUAAAAUUUUAGGUCCACCAGAUAAAAAAUUUAUAUUUUUCUCAAAUCCAAGUUAUGAUGGUCCUUUAUAUUCAAAACCUUUAUUUUCAGGUAUACCACAAUCACGUUUCGAAAAAUAUUUCAAUCGCGCAGGUCCAGAAGGUAUUGAUUUAUUAAUGAAAGUACUAGUUUAUGAACCACAACAAAGAUUAACACCAAGAAAAAUUUUAGCUCAUCCAUUCUUUAAUGAUUUAAGAAAUGAACAAUAUUUCUUCCCAAGGGAACAUACUCAACCUGUUCGUUUACCUAAUUUAUUUGAUUUUAGUGAUUUCGAAUUACGUAUUAUUGGUGAAUACAUAACACAAAUUAAACCAGCAGAUGAUUAA
Molecule: messenger RNA, 1131 nt
Organism: Maudiozyma saulgeensis
Lineage: Eukaryota; Fungi; Ascomycota; Saccharomycetes; Saccharomycetales; Saccharomycetaceae
Source: the annotation of a GenBank genome assembly